GGCUGCCCAAGAUGCCAAAAGUGAAGACACUCGAGGCGAGAGUCUGCUGGUCGGUCUCAGAAGGCAGUACCAUUGCUAUGCCUAUAACCUAAUGAUCAGCAUUAUCUCCUGUGUGCAGACUGAUGUCAAGUUUUACAAAGGAUUUCUCUUCCAGGACAAUGUUGCUAAG
Messenger RNA from Candidula unifasciata, 169 nucleotides. Lineage: Eukaryota; Metazoa; Mollusca; Gastropoda; Stylommatophora; Geomitridae. The record is from the annotation of a GenBank genome assembly.